This is a messenger RNA of Rhinichthys klamathensis goyatoka, 738 nucleotides long. RefSeq names its product ras-related protein Rab-19-like. NCBI's taxonomy places the organism in Eukaryota, Metazoa, Chordata, Actinopteri, Cypriniformes, Leuciscidae. The record is from RefSeq and is a predicted model, not a curated record. The transcript has 3 exons. The coding region runs from base 72 to 713 and encodes 213 amino acids. Gene Ontology annotation, molecular function: GTPase activity; GTP binding.
CGAGACUGACAGCAGACCUCUCUCUCUCUCUGUGUGAGUGUGUGUGUGAGAGAGCUAUGGGAUCCUGACCCAUGGAUCCUCAGGACGACUCCUUCGACUUCCUCUUCAAGAUCAUCCUCAUCGGGGACUCGAACGUGGGCAAGACCUGCCUGGUGCAGAGCUUCAGCACGGGCCGCUUCUGCGAGAGCCAGCAGAACACCAUCGGCGUGGACUUCACCGUGCGCACGCUCAGCAUCGAGGGCCGCAGAGUGAAGAUGCAGGUGUGGGACACGGCGGGGCAGGAGCGCUUCCGCAAUAUCACGCAGAGCUACUACCGCAGCGCACACGGGGCCAUGAUCGCCUACGACAUCAGCCGCCGGGACACCUUCAGCUCGCUGCCGCGCUGGAUCGACGAGCUUAAGAAGUUCGGGGCCGCUAACGUGCUCACCGCGCUCAUCGGUAACAAGCGAGACCUGGAGGCGGAGCGCGAGGUGCAGUUCGAGGAGGCGUGCAGGCUAGCGGAGGAGAAGGGCCUGCUAGCGGCGGUGGAGACGUCGGCGAGAGACGCCUGGAGCGUGGAGGAGGCCUUCGUCGUGAUGGCUCGCCGGCUGCUGAUGCAGAACGACACCAGCGUCACUGACGACCACACACACGCCGUGAUGCUGCGGAGCAACUCACACACCGUCAGCCUGACCUCAGCAUCAGCCGACGAGAAGAAGCCCUGCGCGUGCUGACACACACACACACACAUACACAUAC